Molecule: messenger RNA, 840 nt
Organism: Microthlaspi erraticum
Lineage: Eukaryota; Viridiplantae; Streptophyta; Magnoliopsida; Brassicales; Brassicaceae
Source: the annotation of a GenBank genome assembly
AUGAUCCUGCACGACUCUGUUUUCAUAACAGAGUUCAUUAUUAGGAGCUACGAAAGAGAGAACCAACGUGAGAAAACAGGAGACCCUCUCAUGGACGAGCCUUGUCGAGGAGAAGUAGUCAGGAGAGAUCUCAUCUUGCUCGAGAACCAGCUUCCUUACUUCCUACUCGAUAAACUCUUCGAGCCAAUAAUCCACACACUCUUCCAUCGAGGAAGCGACAUGACCUUGCGCAAAUUAGUCACCGACUUUUUUUACUGUAGCAACGAGAUUGGAGACGACUCAAAGUUCAGACACUUCACUGAUCUGUUGAGGUGUGUCCGCGUGGAGACACUCCCGGGGAAGUAUAUUGGUGAAGUCCCUGUCAUGACCGAAAUGUAUCACGCCGAUAAGCUGCAUAGUGGGGGAGUGAAUUUCAAGGCGGUAUAUAACAUGCUCUCCUUGGAUGUUGAAUUCAAGAAUGGUUGUUUGAACAUUCCUCGUUUAUGGGUUAACUACAUCUUCUUCUUGGACUCCCUCAUCGACUCCGAAAAAGAUGUCGCCUUGCUCGUCGAGAAAGGGAUAAUAGAGAAUGGUCUUGGAGACCAUGGUUCGGUGGCUACGAUGGUGAACAGGCUCGGUUUGGGACUCACCGACUUUGGCUCUUACUAUUCUUUUACCGCAUAUGACGUCAAUUGCUACUCCAAUAACUCAUGGAACAAGUCACGAGCCGUCCUCAAGAGCGUCUAUUUCAGCAACCCGUGGAGAGGGACAGCCACUGUAGCUGCUACGUUGCUAUUGCUGCUUACUCUUGUCCAGACCGUGACUUCCGUCAUGCAGGUCUUGCAGAAGGACACUCCCUAA